AUGUCAAAGCCUGCCGAUCAUAUCAAGAGACCCAUGAACGCGUUCAUGGUCUGGUCCCGAGGCCAGAGGAGGAAAAUGGCUCAGGAGAACCCCAAAAUGCACAACUCGGAAAUCAGCAAAAGACUUGGCGCCGAGUGGAAGCUGCUUUCAGAGUCUGAGAAGAGACCUUAUAUCGACGAGGCCAAGAGGUUGAGGGCGCAGCACAUGAAGGAGCACCCCGACUACAAGUACAGACCGAGGCGCAAACCCAAAAACCUGCUCAAGAAGGACCGGUAUGUUUUCCCUUUGCCUUACCUCGGGGACACCGAUCACCUGAAGGGACUCCCAGUUUCGGCUGCAGACUCUCUGUUGGGCUCCUCGGAGAAAGCCAGGGCAUUUCUGCCGCCGACAUCCGCCCCGUACUCCUUCCUUGACCCGAGUCAGUUCAGCUCCAGCGCCAUCCAGAAGAUGACGGAGAUGCCCCACACGUUGAGCACCAGCACUUUGCCCUACGCGUCCUCGUUGGGAUACCAGAACGGCGCGUUCGGCACCCUUGGGUGCCCCAGUCAGCACACCCACACCCACCCGUCGCCCACAAACCCGGGCUACGUCGUCCCGUGUAACUGCACAGCCUGGUCAGCUUCAAGUUUACAGCCCCCGGUGGCCUACAUACUUUUUCCAGGUAUGACCAAGACUGGGAUAGACCCAUAUUCAUCUGCACACGCCACUGCCAUGUAA
Messenger RNA from Menidia menidia (Atlantic silverside), 717 nucleotides. The record is from the annotation of a GenBank genome assembly. NCBI's taxonomy places the organism in Eukaryota, Metazoa, Chordata, Actinopteri, Atheriniformes, Atherinopsidae.